AUGCCUGCUCUCUACACGGCCAUCGAGGGCCAGUCGGCCGAUAUGCGCUCACACCUCAUGAAGCGCAACUUGACUGUCAACCACACUCAGGCCGUCACGCUUGGGGUGAUCGGUGUCUACGUGGUGGUGAUUGCGCUGCUUUGGAACAUCCCAUAUGUGAGAUGGUCCCUUUGGCCCUUUAAGAUGCUUGUCAUCGCUUUUCACGAGUUUGGUCACGCGAUCACUGCGUGUUGUACCGGCGGCAAAGUCAAGUCCAUCUCCCUUGAUCCGCACGAAGGUGGUGUCACGCACAUGCAAGGUGGCAUCAGCGCUAUCACUCUACCCGCCGGAUAUUUGGGCUCGUCCAUCAUUGGAGCCCUGCUCAUCUUUGCGGGAUUUGACAUUGUGGCCAGCAAAGUGGCGAGCAUCAUCCUCGGAGUGUGCUUCUUGUUGACUCUUUGGUGGGCGCGCCGGGAUUGGUUGACGAUCGUGACGGUGCUGUUGGCAGUGGGACUCUUGGUGGCAUGCUGGUUCAUUGCGCAUGGUGAAGCUUUGAGAUGGGUGGUGCUUUUUAUCGGAGUGAUGUCUGCACUCUAUAGUGUUUGGGAUAUUUGUGACGAUCUCAUUCUUCGAAAAGUCAACUCAUCAGACGCAAGUGUGUUCGCCCGCAAAUACGGUGGCUCGUCGCAAUGCUGGGGUGUGAUCUGGUCCAUCAUCUCCCUGCUUUUCAUGAUCGUGGGCAUCGUCGGUGGAAUUGCGGCUUUCCAACAAUCCUUCAGCCAACAACAGGAAGAUUCAAAACACUUCAUUCCCACCUGA
Molecule: messenger RNA, 798 nt
Organism: Penicillium diatomitis
Lineage: Eukaryota; Fungi; Ascomycota; Eurotiomycetes; Eurotiales; Aspergillaceae
Product: M50 family metallopeptidase
Exons: 4
Coding region: 1-798 (265 amino acids)
Source: RefSeq, a predicted model, not a curated record